AUGUUGGCUGUCCAGAAUAUGAAAGUUGGCGUCUUCCUUUUGUGGUGGGGAUGGGUUUUGACCACUGAAGGCAGACAGCACUGGCAAGGAAGAGAAGCACACGAGAUGUCUAAGAAAGGCAGCCCAAUACUGAAGCGAAGCCCUGAUAUCACCAAAUCGCCAUUGACCAAGUCAGAGCAGCUUCUGAGGAUAGACGACCAUGAUUUCAGCAUGAGGCCCGGCUUUGGAGGUCCGGCCAUUCCUGUUGGUGUGGAUGUGCAGGUGGAGAGCUUGGACAGCAUCUCGGAGGUCGACAUGGACUUCACGAUGACCCUCUACCUGAGGCACUACUGGAAGGACGAGAGGCUGUCCUUCCCAAGCACCAACAACCUCAGCAUGACCUUUGACGGCCGGCUGGUCAAGAAGAUCUGGGUCCCUGACAUGUUUUUCGUGCACUCCAAGCGCUCCUUCAUCCACGACACCACCACAGACAACGUCAUGCUGCGGGUGCAGCCCGACGGCAAAGUGCUCUACAGCCUCCGGGUUACAGUGACUGCAAUGUGCAACAUGGACUUCAGCCGAUUUCCCCUGGACACACAAACAUGCUCACUUGAAAUUGAAAGCUAUGCUUAUACAGAGGAUGACCUCAUGCUGUACUGGAAAAAAGGCAACGACUCCUUAAAGACAGAUGAACGGAUCUCACUCUCCCAGUUCCUCAUUCAAGAAUUCCACACCACCACGAAACUGGCCUUCUACAGCAGCACAGGCUGGUACAACCGUCUAUACAUUAACUUCACUUUGCGUCGCCACAUCUUCUUUUUCUUGCUCCAAACUUACUUUCCUGCCACCCUGAUGGUCAUGUUGUCCUGGGUGUCCUUCUGGAUUGACCGCAGAGCUGUACCUGCCAGAGUCCCUUUAGGUAUCACCACGGUGCUGACCAUGUCCACCAUCAUCACGGGCGUGAACGCCUCCAUGCCCCGCGUCUCCUACAUCAAGGCGGUGGACAUCUACCUGUGGGUCAGCUUCGUGUUCGUGUUCCUCUCGGUGCUGGAGUACGCGGCCGUCAACUACCUGACCACCGUGCAGGAGCGCAAGGAGCGGAAGCUGCGGGACAAGCUUCCCUGCACCUGUGGAAUGCCCCAGCCACGCGGGGUCAUGUUGGAUGGCAGCUACAGCGAUGGGGAGGUAAAUGAUCUGGGCAACUACACCCCAGAGAAUGGAGAGAAGCCAGACAAAAUGAUGGUACAGCUGACCUUGGCCUCGGAAAGGAGCUCUCCCCAGAGGAAAAGUCAGAGGAGCAGCUACGUGAGCAUGAGGAUUGACACCCAUGCUAUUGAUAAAUACUCCAGGAUAAUUUUUCCAGCAGCAUAUAUUUUAUUCAAUUUGAUAUACUGGUCUAUUUUCUCAUAAAUGCCUGUAACUCUAUACAUUUCUCAUUCUUCUGUCUGUACCACAGAUGUACCUGUAUGAUGAAAGUAAUUUAAGGUAAUGAUGAAAUUAAAGUUCCCACUACCCACCUUUCUCCGUCUUUCCAAGACAUUGACAAGACAUUUAUGGCUUAAUUUGUACUUACUAACCACCUCUUAUAUCCACAGCAUUCUACUCGGUGCUGCAGGAAUAGGACAUCCGUAGCAACUGGUGAUAGUUGUUAACCAGGAUGCCUUGGAAAAGCACACUGCCAGUGUUGUGGACACAUUGUAGUUCAACCUCUUUUAGAGCCUAGGUGCUUAUUCACAGGAAUGACCCCCUAUGUCCUUGUAUUCUCUGGACUUGGUGGAAUUGGGAAGCACCUAGAGUUCACUUUCAUGGCAUAUACAUGCACCUAAAUCUCCACUUUGACCAAAAUUUAUGCUUCACUUCAUAGUCUAUUCCCUAUUUUUCAAUGUGUCUCCUCAUGUUUAUUUUAAUACAAGGCAAUAAUAAUACUCCUAUUUUUAUUCGUCUUAUGGCUCAUAAGGUUUCACCUCUUUCAGAAGCAAAGCUCUUUGGAUUGGUGCAAUGGCUUCUGACUUGGGGGGAAUUUCCCUGGUAGGGAAACUGAGAGGGUCUAUGCACACAGUCAGUUCUGUCAUAGAGAUAACUAGCCUAGAAAACCUGUGUUUCAGUGCUUCCUGUUUCAUAAUCACUGCUUCAUGGAGCUCCACCUUGGAGCAUGUCCUAGUUCAAAGUGAAGUCCUUUCUCAGUAGUGUGAUAUUUUUACUGAGGAACUUGGGAAUAGACCAUUUUCUGCAUAAACAUUUUAAGAAAAUGCAUAAUUGGGGGCAACCUGUAACCCACUGGGAUGAAAAUGCUCACGUGGUUUCUGAAGAAAAAAGAACAGAAAGAAAAAGAAACGGGAAGACAUCACUGAAGAUCUCCAAUUACGCUUAGUGAAUGCCAGCAUUUUCUGUGAACCAGAAAACAUUGGCCACCUCCUGCCAGGACAACGGAGAAGUGAGAGGGUCCUAUUUGAUGUAUUAUUUAAAAAUAGAGAAGUCAUUAAUACUAUAUAUCUACAGGAACAACCCCCACCAAACUCAUCCAAACAGCAUUUGUUUGAAACUCACUUUAAUAAAGUGAAUUCUAUACACAAUGAUGUCAUUUUCUUUCCAAAGUUAAUUGGACUGAGCACCCAUACUAAAUAAUAUCAUAUUUCUUCGUAUGAGAACUACAUUCUCAUAUGAAAAUAAAACCAUAUUUGCACAAAUCCUAAUUACAAGGUAGUCUCCCAUUUCCCUCAAUAAAGGCUCAUGAAAACAAAAAGUUUUUUGGCAAAUUCAAGAAGAUACUUAGAGGGAUAUAGAAGAAAUUGUUAAACAUUAGUUUUUAAUAUUAAAAUUUUUUUAAACAUUACUUUUUUCAUGCUUAUUUUAUGAAGGAAUUUCUUUUUUUUAAUUUUUUUAAAUUUAUUUAUGAUAGUCACACAGAGAGAGAGAGAGAGGCAGAGACACAGGCAGAGGGAAAAGCAGGCUCCAUGCACCGGGAGCCCGAUGUGGGAUUCGAUCCCGGGUCUCCAGGAUCGCGCCCUGGGCCAAAGGCAGGCGCCAAACCGCUGCGCCACCCAGGGAUCCCUAUGAAGGAAUUUCAAUCAAACUCUUCACCAAUAUCCUUGCCAUUCACUUCUUCCUCAUGACUUGGGCCACUUCAGAGUCACCUAGCAAGGUUUCCAGGGCACAUCAUCUGAAUUUCCAACUGCCUUGUUUGGGAAACUCACAUGGGAUGCUGUAUUAGUCUAGUCUGCUCACAGUAGGUGGCUUAAACAACAAAAAAUUAUCUUAUUUUAGUUCUGGAGGCUGGAAGGCCAAGAUCAAGGUGUUGGCAAGUUUGGUUUCUCCUGAGGUCUCCCUCCUUGGUUGCAGAAGUCCACCUUCUUGCUGUGUCUCCUAGCGCCACCUUUUUCUCUGAACCCACACAACCCUGGUGUCUCUUCCUUUUCUAUAAGGACACUAGUCAUAUUGGAUUAGAGCUCCACCCUUAUGAUCUCAUUUAACCUCAAUCACCUCUUGAAAAGCUCUAUCUCCAAAUAAAUCACAAUGGGAAUUAAGACUUCAACAUAUAAAUUGGGGGGCAGGAAGGGGGCACAAUUUCGUCCAGAACAGAUGUCCACGGGAAUUAUUCAUUAGCAUAAUAGUACAUCCUAUAGAUGUUUGCUAUUGAUCUUUAUAAUGUAAUCACAUACGGUAUUACUUUUUAAAGUUUGCACUGAUAGCCACACUGGUAGUUAAGAAGAAAAAGUGAUUAAAUUCAUGUUCAAUUUCUUUGCCACCUUAAAGCAAUUCUCUCAGGUGACCUCUUCAAGCAUUUCAAACUAGCAUUGAUGGAGGUGAUUUCCAUGCUAAUGCUUUCUCAAGGCUGUACCUCGCUGUCAAAGCUGUGUUUGAGACAGAACUCUAAUACGACUUUGUAAAGACCCAAAUAUAAAGCAACUCCCUCUUUCUGAUGGAUAAUUUUGGAGAGAACCUCAUCAUGCAUGUGGGUGUCUAUAGUACUUAAUAAACUUUUGCUGGCAUGACUAGAGAAUAGGAAGAUUUGGUUAACAACAUUGCCUGGUUAAGAGGCAGGUAUCUUAUGCCCAUAUCGAAUAAUUUUUAAAGAGUCAAAAUACUGUAAAAUACUGUUGAUUUGAACUAUAUCAAACAUAAUUUAUUCUCUGGUAGUUCAGGAUUUUAAAGUUUCUUAUCAUUUUUAUGUUACAAUGUGGACAUCAUAAAACUGUGCAGAGUGUUAACCAGGAAGGAACUGGGGUUAGACCAG
Nyctereutes procyonoides (raccoon dog) is the source of this 4213-nucleotide messenger RNA. RefSeq names its product gamma-aminobutyric acid type A receptor subunit rho1 (gene GABRR1). Lineage: Eukaryota; Metazoa; Chordata; Mammalia; Carnivora; Canidae. Gene Ontology annotation, molecular function: extracellular ligand-gated monoatomic ion channel activity; GABA-A receptor activity; neurotransmitter receptor activity. The transcript has 9 exons. Gene Ontology annotation, cellular component: synapse; neuron projection; GABA-A receptor complex. Gene Ontology annotation, biological process: monoatomic ion transmembrane transport; regulation of membrane potential; nervous system process. The coding region runs from base 1 to 1389 and encodes 462 amino acids. The record is from RefSeq and is a predicted model, not a curated record.